UCAGCGUGGUCCCAGUGGACACCAUGUGACACGACAUGCGGAGCUGGCAUGGAAGAGCGAUUCAGAUCUCCAUCCAACCCCCCCAACGCCAACGGUGGUACGCCCUGUGAGGGGGACACGCGGGACGUCAGAGAAUGUUACACUCCAUGUGCCAAUGGGACGGACAUAUUGUGGAGUGAUUGGACCCCGUGGUCUCCAUGUUCUAGAACGUGCUUCUAUGAUGUGGAAAAUAUUGGGAUGCGUAGAAGGUUCCGGCAUUGUAACAGCACGCUGUCCUCCUCCUUUGGCCCUCCGUGUGUCGGGGAAUCUGUUCAGGAGGAGCCAUGUGACACGCCGCUGUGUCCCGUUGUUGGCGGUUGGUCCUCCUGGAGUCCCUGGACGGAGUGCACUGCCACCUGCGACUCCGGAAUUCAGACACGAAACCGCUCAUGCUCUCACCCUGUGCCAUCACACGGGGGCCCCGACUGCUGGGGGCCACAUAUCCAGACCAGGGAGUGUAACACACAUCCCUGCAGAGAUCUGUGCCCACCCGAUAUGAUACAUCAGACCCCGGAGGAGUGCCGCGGCUCCGGGGGGGCGUGUCCUCGCCUGUGCCUGGAUCAGGCUUCCCAGGUAGAAUGCGCCUCCACCUGUUAUGAGGGCUGUUACUGCCCCGAGGGGCUCUUCCUGCAGAACAACAACUGCGUGCCGCAGACUGAAUGUUCCUGUUACCACCGGGGGGCGCUGUACCGGCCCGGGGAGAAUGUGACGCUGGACGCCUGCAAUAACUGCACCUGUGUGUCCGGUGAGAUGGUCUGCAGUGCAGCUCUGUGUUCAGUGGAUUGCGGUUGGAGUGAUUGGACCUCGUGGAGCUCCUGCAGCCGUACGUGUAAUGUUGGCACCAGACGCCGAUACCGAUCCGGGACCGACCCAGCCGCAGCCUUCGGAGGACGGACUUGUGAGGGCUCCAGCGUGGCCAUCGAGCUCUGCAGCUUGCAGCCAUGUAAAGGCUCCUCCGGGGAUUGGGGGCUCUGGUCAGAAUGUUCCGUGCCCUGCGGGGGAGGAUACCGGAACCGCAGCCGCGUCAGCGUCGUCCUUCGCCGUAUUGAGUUCUCCACGUGUCAUCUUCAUCCGUGUGCUGGAGAGGAUCCUGGGAUCUGUCCGGAUGGGAUGGUAUGGAAGGAUUGCGGUGAUGGCCCCGCCUCCUGCGCUGAUCUGGGUGAUGAAGGAGACAACAGGACGUGCCGGCCAGGCUGCUACUGCCAUAGAGAGGAGCUCCUGCUGGCUCCUCCGGGGAUUGGGGGCUCUGGUCAGAAUGUUCCGUGCCCUGCGGGGGAGGAUACCGGAACCGCAGCCGCGUCAGCGUCGUCCUUCGCCGUAUUGAGUUCUCCACGUGUCAUCUUCAUCCGUGUGCUGGAGAGGAUCCUGGGAUCUGUCCGGAUGGGAUGGUAUGGAAGGAUUGCGGUGAUGGCCCCGCCUCCUGCGCUGAUCUGGGUGAUGAAGGAGACAACAGGACGUGCCGGCCAGGCUGCUACUGCCAUAGAGAGGAGCUCCUGCUGUGCCCCUGUACUGAGGGCGGAAACUUCUAUGAGCCCGGAGAGACGGUGCCGAGAGACUGCAACAACUGCCGUGGAUGGGGAUUGGUCGGAUUGGACGCCGUGGAGUAAUUGUUCUGCUACAUGUGGUGGAGGAUUCCAGAACCGCUACCGGUUCUGCACGGACCCCCCUCCUUCAAGGAGCGGUCUACCCUGCGAAGGUCCUGACAGGGAGGAGCGGCCCUGCAACCUGGAGCCAUGUGAAGCAUUGAUCACCCUUGUGGAGGGCCCCAUGGACAAGCAGCUGGAGGCCGGGCCCCGCACCGCGACCUCUCCUGGCUUUGGUGCCGCGUGGCUGCCCUUGUGUGACUCUGUGGGGCCUAAAUCGUGUUUCCCCGGCACCACACGAAGCACCCUUGUCAGAGAUGUUCCCCUUUCCACUCUCACCCCCAAUGUUGCCUCUGCAAGGGGGGUGUCUGAGCUGCUGGCCUUCUACGAGGACAAGGUGGAGGCCUAG
Molecule: messenger RNA, 2031 nt
Organism: Nanorana parkeri
Lineage: Eukaryota; Metazoa; Chordata; Amphibia; Anura; Dicroglossidae
Product: SCO-spondin-like
Exons: 14
Coding region: 49-2031 (660 amino acids)
Molecular function (GO): protein binding
Source: RefSeq, a predicted model, not a curated record